Molecule: messenger RNA, 4410 nt
Organism: Larimichthys crocea (large yellow croaker)
Lineage: Eukaryota; Metazoa; Chordata; Actinopteri; Sciaenidae
Gene: mmp23bb
Product: matrix metallopeptidase 23bb
Exons: 9
Coding region: 1521-2561 (346 amino acids)
Biological process (GO): collagen catabolic process; extracellular matrix organization; proteolysis
Cellular component (GO): extracellular matrix
Molecular function (GO): zinc ion binding; metalloendopeptidase activity
Source: RefSeq, a predicted model, not a curated record
UCUCUUCAGUCUUGGUCUCUUCAGUCUUGGUGUCCUCAGUCUUGGUCUCUUCAGUCUUGGUCUCUUCGAUCUUGGUGUCCUCAGUCUUGGUCUCUUCAGUCUUGGUCUCUUCAGUCUUGGUGUCCUCAGUCUUGGUCUCUUCGAUCUUGGUCUCUUCGAUCUUGGUGUCCUCAGUCUUGGUCUCUUCAGUCUUGGUCUCUUCAGUCUUGGUGUCCUCAGUCUUGGUCUCUUCAGUCUUGGUCUCUUCAGUCUUGGUGUCCUCAGUCUUGGUCUCAGGUUUCUGUCCAGGUAUUGAUCUGAGGCUGAGUCAGUGUGAGGUCACAGCAUUGUUGCAGUGUAUGAUGGGAGUGUGCCAACAUUCAGAGCUCGAGCACAAAGCUGCACUAACGAGCGUCGCUCGUUAACAUGCAGCAUAUGAUGACUUCCUGUGAAAGACACCGCGGCAGCCACUCUGUCAGAGUGAAGGUGGCCGAGACCACGAGCUGUGGGCAACUGAUAAACAGCAACAAUACACACAAUGAGAUCUGUGAGGGGAGAGGGGGGUCCGCCACUAAUGACUCAUUUAAAUAAUCUGCUCAUUUCUGAUGAGUUUAAUCUUUAAAAAUUCAUUUUUAGCAGCAGCUUCAAUGUCCAACUCUGCACUGCAGAAAAGACUGAGAGCUGCUCUAAUCAAUAUGGUUUUAUCAUAUUUAAUCAAUAGGUUUGUAUUAUAUUUAUUUAUGUAUAUUUACAAAUAUAAAAUGUGUAUUAUGUAUAACAUGUGAAAGUAUAUAAAGUGUAUGAUGUAUAACAUGUAAAAAGUACAUAAAGUGUAUGGUGUAUAACGUGUAAAAGUACAUAAAGUGUAUUAUGUAUAACAUGUAAAAGUAUAUAUAGCGUAUGAUGUAUAACGUGUAAAAGUAUAUUGUGUAUGAUGUAUAACGUGUAAAAGUACAUAAAGUGUAUGAUGUAUAACGUGUAAAAGUACAUAUAGUGUAUGAUGUAUAACGUGUAAACUCUUCAGACCUCACACUCUCUUGUCUCUCCGUGUUUGGACAGAUGUUCUGAGGACUCUCGAGACAAAUGCUCCACAUCUGGACUUCAAUCCAGAGGGGCCCUACCUGUGACCCAGAGUCCAGAGGACCUCCAGAACCAACAACAGAACCAGUGUAAAUGGACACCAUUCAAACACACCUGACCCCGCCCCUCCGGACCAGCCCCACUGCAGCAGCGAGCGCGCUGUCCGGGAACUUCCCCUCACUUUGUUCCAGAGCCGAGUGGGACGGACCGGGUCCGGGACCAGCUGCACACGGGACUCCCUUCUUCGCCGCGGCUCGGAGCCGGACGCGCUGCUGCUUUUACGCGUCUGUGGGUCGGUUCUGUUGGAACAAAACGGGUCUGAGGAGACCCGGACGGACUGCGUAAAGGUCUGCGCGUGGACACGAGGAUCUCUGAUGACUCGCGCGUGCACGGACAGACUGAUUGAUUGAUUGAUUGAUUGACGGGUCAUGUGUCGGACUCUGUAGAGUCCAGUUCUCAUCAUGGACACUCCUCUGCUGCUCUUCAUCAUGAUGAUGAUAAUGAAGACGUCUGGCAGCAGAGCAACAGAGACGAGAAACAAACGCUACGCCAUCAACCCGGUUGGGCACAAGUGGACUCACCACAACCUCACGUACAGGAUCAUAAAGUUUCCGAACACUCUGAACGUCGAGGACACGAGGAAGGCCAUCAGCAUCGCCUUCACCAAGUGGAGCGACGUCUCUCCCCUGACCUUCACCGAGAUUACCAAUGGCAAUGCUAGCGCUGACAUCACCAUCGGUUUCUACACCUUUAACCACACUGACUGCUGGUGGUCUCCUCUCCACCCAUGUUUCGAUGGGCUGAAUGGCGAGCUGGCUCAUGCCUUCCUGCCUCCACGGGGGGAAAUCCACUUUGAUAACCACGAGUUCUGGAUCCUUGGCAAGUCCAGAUUCAGCUGGAAACAAGGGGUGUGGCUAAACGACCUGGUCCAGGUGGCGGCUCAUGAGAUCGGCCAUGCUCUUGGUCUGUGGCACUCCAGAGAUCCCAAGGCUCUGAUGCAUCCCAAUGCCACCUACACCGGACAGAGGAACAUCGCCCAGGAUGACAUCUGGGGCAUCCAGAGACUCUAUGGCUGUCUAGAUAAGAAGCGGGUCUGUGACCCAUGGGCUAGGCUUGGGUUUUGCGAGCGGAGGAAGACCUUCAUGAAGAAGAACUGUCCUCAGCGCUGUGACCUCUGCUACGAGCUUCUGGAAGCUGUUACCACACCAACGCCUCCGCCGGCCAACGUCAAGAUCAAGAUGGUACCCCGUGGCAAGGUGGUGGGUUUCCGCUGUGGAACCAAAAACCCCCACUCACCACCAAAAGUCAGCUGGUAUAAAGAUGGUGAACAGAUCCUGACCUCCAUCCCCGGCUACAUUGUCAUGAAGGACAGAGACCUUCGCAUCGUCGCCAACGAGUUCAAUGAGGGUGUUUAUACCUGCCGAAUCCAUCGCCGGGGAGACAUUGUGUCUGCCAACUCCUGGGCCAUUCGACUGAAACCAGAACAGCCCUCAAACAGCUGAGGACAAUACAAUGAAGCAAUGAAUGAAAGGAGGAGCUGGUUUUAGGCUUCUCAACAACAUUUGGUAUAAUUUGGAUCUGUGGAUGAAGAUUGGAUGACGUUUGAUCUGAAAGGAGGUUGUUUUGAACAUAUUUUCUGUUUUGUGACUCCAAGCUGGACCUGACUCAAUUGUUGCUGAUGGAAACAGACUUUGAAAGGUUCAAAAACUCUGGACCUGGAUGGUAAAGCUGUGGCAGCUCUGUGGGGCUACAUGACCUCCUGUCCUCGUAAUCCUCCUGGCGUGACGUCAUGUACCCAUAAACCUGUAGGACGUUAUUUACCUGUGAAAAUCUGACGGCAUGAUGUCAUGUCCUUGUAACCUUCCUGUAGGAUGUCACACACUCUCAUCUGGCUACAAUCACACAUACGAAAAAUCAACCCUUGCAAAUCUUCACCUCGGCAGCAAAGGGGCGACUAAAACCUUCGUGUGGGGUUCAACAUCUGUGAAUCUUGAUUGUCUUGAAGUCUCAUUCCCAACCAUGGACUAAAAAUGCAGCACAUCCAGAACUAACCACAUUUUGCCUCGCCUGGCAAUGGUCUUGCCUGGGUUUGCGUAUGUGUAAUUGUAACCCUCCCGUAGAAUAUCGGGUACCUGCAAUCCUCCAGGCAUGAGCAUCCGUGAUGUUCUUCAUGGUCCAGUUAUAACCCUGAUAGUUGUGCUGGCAGGAUCUCCUGAACCUGUUAUUGUCUGGGCAGGACGUGACAUCCACAUGUUGCUCCUGAUAUUUGUAUAGGACAUAAGACAUCCGUUAAACCCUGGUAGGAUGUUCUGUACCUCUUGUCUUCAUAAUCCUCUUGACAUGACGUGAUGUUCCUGUAGUUCUAGUGAUCCGUCAUGUCUCCAUGAUCCCCCUGAUAGGAUAUUAUGUACCUCUAAUCCUAACAGCAUGAUAUUGUGUCCUCCUAAUUGUGUAAAGCCUUUAUAAUUACAGUGGGAUGAUUGGUCCCUGUAAGAGUCUCAGCGGGAUGUCAGGACUUCAUAAUCUUCCUGAUGGGACCUAAAAUCCUGAAGAAAGUCCUGCGCCUGUAGUCCUCAUGGUUUGAUGUCAAGUCCCCGUAAUCAUCAUAUUUUCAUCAUCAGUGUGAUGUUCAGGUGUACCAGUAACAUCCGUACACGAUAGUGUCCCUGUAAUCAUCUCAGCUUUACCCUACGACCUUGUAAACAUCUUGUAAGGCAUCAAUGCUGGCUCUUUCAGACACAAUGCGAUCUGGGAACUCUCUGCAAUCAGAGUUCAACCUUAUUGAAGUUUGAUCGACACAGCAAACAACUGUUAUGGCGCAAAAGAUAACACGUUUCAGUGCGCAGUGCUGUCAUGUUGUCUGACCAGAUGUCUUUUAUAAUUCCUGUAGAGAUAUGUAUAAACCUGACGACCUGUAGUCUUUACUGAAUGACCUUAUAUUUACUCAUGUGUUUGUAAUGAUUCGAUGUUUGGUGAUUAUCAGUGUAGUGUUGUCUUCAUUCAAGCUUUAGCUCCAACAUCUGACCUCCAGACUGUAAAUAUAAAUCAUAUCUCCAGCUUACAUUUGAAUAUUGAGGUACUCACCUCCACCUCUGAGCUCUUCAGAGGGUUUUUGGGGUUGUGGCCACGAUUGGUUCUGCGGGUCAUGUGAUCCUGUCUGGAGCUGCUGAUUGGAUCGUUUUUUACGUCUCACUGUGAAGAUGACACGAUGUGACAUGAUGAGAUGUUUGAGUCAGUCACAAGUUUCAUUCUUUAAUGUUUGAGUUGUUGUACCCAUAAUUCAUAGCUGAUGUCUUUUACUUUGAACUAAAACAUUUUUCAUACAAAUAAAAACAUUUUUAAAUGUUGUGA